Molecule: messenger RNA, 2332 nt
Organism: Harmonia axyridis
Lineage: Eukaryota; Metazoa; Arthropoda; Insecta; Coleoptera; Coccinellidae
Gene: Tdrd3
Product: tudor domain-containing protein 3
Exons: 7
Coding region: 237-2132 (631 amino acids)
Cellular component (GO): nucleus
Source: RefSeq, a predicted model, not a curated record
UUGACGUUUCUUUACAGGUUAAGUUACCAAAAAAAUUUGAAAAAAUAAUUAAAAUUGAGAAAAAAUAGUCAAUACAUCAUAAAUAAUAACGAAUCUUCAAAUUUUUUUCUCUUGAGUGCAAAAAAUACCCUUAGCCUAUAGGGAAGCUGAGAAUAAACUGAUUUGACCACAAUUCAAACGAAUGAAAAAAUAAAUUAAUUCGUAUAUAUAAGUAUUUUCGCAAUUUGGCAUGAAAUAUGUGCUCUGCUAAAUUAGCAUCGGGGUGGAAUAUCUCUCAACAAGGAUUGAGUAUAAUAUCUCAAAAUAACGUUAUAACAGAUCAAAAUAUACUAUUGAAAAAUGCAUUGAAUGCUGACUUGAAGGAAAUUGGAUCACCUGUUCUCAAUAAAGAAUCAAAUAAAAAUCAAAUACCAGAAUUAGUUCUGCAGAUACAGAAAAUUCGCAAUGUAGCUGCACCAAAGGCAAAUGAAGAAUCUAAUGCAGCACCUAGAAUGUUGAAAUUGACUUUAACUGAUGGAGAAACAUUUGUUCAAGCUAUUGAAACUUCCAAUAUUCCAUCUAUAAGCAGAGAAAAAACUCCACCAGGUUCUAAACUUUUAUUGAAAAAUGUUAAAAUUGUAAAUGGGUUUUUAUGUUUGAAUCAGAGUAAUACAAAGUUACUUGGAGGAAAUGUACCUCAUUUAUUUGAGAAGUGGGAAGUGGCUAAGAGUGUGCAGCAUCACAACAGGAUUACUGCUUCUAUUGAUGGUCCACCUGCUUGGGUUAAUUUUGGCUUCAAAAUAUCCAAUACUGGGGAUGAACGUAAAGUGACAGAUAAUGGUAAAACAAAAGAACAGCCUAAAGAAAAUACAGAAUUUGAAAAUUUGAGAAAAGAUGCUAUUGCUGAAGUUGCAACUGGAGCAGUGAAAAAAGUAUUUGCAUCUGGAGCCAAACUUGUUCAUACAGCUCCUAGAGUUGAUACUUACAAAGGAAGAAAUGAAGGGGGCAAGCAUUCUAAUAGAAACAGAAAAGAGCCUAAAUCCCCAAAAGAGAGUAUAUCGCAAAAACCUUCAGAUAAAGUCUCCUUAUUUGAUUUCCUUGAGAAUAAAUUACAAAUAGCGAAUGGUUCUGGUAAUGUGAAACCAAAACAAGAAGAGAUUAGCGAAAAGUAUUCCCAAAAAACUGUUACAGAAGAUAAGAAAAACUACUAUUCUAGUUACCAUAAAGAUUCAAUACCAAAGAAGGAUUAUGGCUAUAAUGAUAAAAGAAGUAGUUCAGAAUUUCAUUACAAUCAUGAAUAUAAUAACUGGAGCAAUUGCAAUAUUCAAAAACAACCCUCAUUUCGUAGAGAUCAAGAAUCUAAUAAAAAGGAAUAUAAAAAUCGGGAUCAUCAAAGUUAUGAACAGAUAAAAGUUCAUAAAGAAUCUGCAAAAGGAUAUGAUAAUAAAUACUCAAAUAGGUAUAAUACCAGAGAGUCUCUUAUCAAGAACAAUUCAAGUACUAAACAUGUUAACGACAUGCAAUCGACCAAAAUUUCACUUGAUCACAUCGAGAAUCAAACCAAUAAGAACAGUUCAAAUGUUUCAAAAAAUAACAAAGUAUGUAAAAGAAAUGAGGAAGAAAAAAUGCAUGAUAAUUGGCAUUACAGAGCUCCUAACCCGAAUAAUGUUGAGCAGAGUAAAAGUAGCAGUAUUGUUGAGCAGAGUAAAAGUAGCAGUAAUGUUGAACAGAGUAAAAGUACCAGUAAUGUUGAGCAGAGUAAAAGUGGCAGUAAUGUUAAUGAAUUAGCAGAACAUGUUGCUAAAAUGUCUGUAGGUGGUGAAUUUGCUAGUAGGAGUUUGAGACAACAUCUGAAUUUACAGGGAAAAAAAUCGAAUGUAACUAAAAGCAACCGCGAAAGCAUUAGAAGUAACAAUGGCAUUGUAGGAAAUGAGUGUCUGGCAAAAUAUUGGGAAGAUAAUAAAUUCUAUCCAGCCAUUAUAACUGCAUAUACAGAAAACACUUAUGUUGUUCAGUUCAAAGGUUAUGGUAAUUUCGAAGAGGUUCUGAAGUCUGACUGCAUGCCAUUAGAUGAGGAAAAAGAGGAGAAAAAGAAAUACCAUAAGGGAAGUCUCGAGUUUCGACGAAAUCCUAAGAAGUUUGAAUAUAGCUAGUUGGAACUUCCAUAAGGUUGAUUUGAAUCAGACCAAAUUCAUAAAUUGAUUGAAAUUCUUCAUCAUAUACUAAUUAUAAAGUGGAAUUUUAAGGCAUGUGUAUAUCUAUACUUUUACCAGGUUUCCUACUUUGAUAUUAAUUAUUCCUGCAGUUCAAUACAAAAUGUAACUAUUUAAUUGGAAUAAAAAUAUAAAUGUGU